CUGCAGUUUGGAAACAGCCAUCCAAAUCCAAUGGCAGAGAAAUUGUUCCAUUAGGCUGAUAUGUGGAUGAUAUUGCCAAACUUAUCUUCCUCUCUCCCAAAAUCCUACAGUAGCAAACCAAACAAGGAAAAUGAACUAAUUUCCUUUCCCUUCCCAACUGUCACUCUUUAACCAACCCAAUGGAGCUUUCCCUCUUCCCUUGUCAUCAACAGAACCCUCAUCUUAUUCACAAGCCUCUUCUUUCCAUUGCCAGUACAAGGAGGAGAUUAUCCAGCAGGAGUUCAAGUGUGAUUCCAUGUCGCUGCUCAUUGUCUUCCUCUGAUGAUAUUACAAAACCCACCUCACUAUCAUGGCACCAUGAAGGAAGAAGGGCAUUGAUCGCUAUUCUACUUACUACCGUUGGAAUUCAUGUCUGCGAUGUGGCUGAGGCUGUUAGCACAAGCAGAAGAGCACUUAGAGCUUCAAAAAUACCAGAGAGUGAAUUUACAACCCUUCCCAAUGGUCUGAAGUACUAUGACUUGAAGGUUGGGGGUGGAGUCAAGGCUGUGAAGGGAUCCCGGGUUGCAGUUCACUAUGUUGCCAAAUGGAAGGGAAUCACAUUCAUGACUAGUAGACAAGGACUUGGUGUUGGAGGCGGAACGCCUUAUGGAUUUGAUGUGGGCCAGUCAGAGAGGGGAACAGUCCUAAAAGGUUUGGACCUUGGUGUUGAAGGUAUGCGUGUAGGUGGGCAGCGUCUAUUAAUUGUUCCUCCUGAGCUAGCAUAUGGAAAUAAGGGAGUUCAGGAAAUUCCUCCAAAUGCAACAAUAGAGUUAGAUGUUGAAUUGCUGGCCAUUAAACAAAGUCCAUUUGGAUCCCCUGUAAAAGUUAUUGAAGGUUGAUGCGACUGUUGCUGGUCAUGUUGGUUUUGUUAAUUUCAAUGAACCAGGUAGCAGCCAACAGCUUACAGGAAAAGUGGAUUGCUAUCCUGAUCCAAACUUUACUGUGGACUGGAUUGCUUACGUUCUUGGAAUUUGAAGGGAAAGAAACCUGCCUUCAUAAAUUGAUAUCAUGAUACUCAUAUUAUUGUAAGUCUGUUUAUAACCUUAAUAAAUACUGCUUUUAAUCUUA
Hevea brasiliensis (rubber tree) is the source of this 1107-nucleotide messenger RNA. RefSeq names its product peptidyl-prolyl cis-trans isomerase FKBP16-4, chloroplastic. Gene Ontology annotation, molecular function: peptidyl-prolyl cis-trans isomerase activity. Lineage: Eukaryota; Viridiplantae; Streptophyta; Magnoliopsida; Malpighiales; Euphorbiaceae. The transcript has 10 exons. The coding region runs from base 180 to 878 and encodes 232 amino acids. The record is from RefSeq and is a predicted model, not a curated record.